AUGAUGGAGAGGAGAAAGAUUCAUAUCCUUAGAUUGAGUGAGACCAAGUGCAAGGGAAAAAACUCUAAAUUGCUGAGAGGUGGGUACAAAAUAUACAGGCAGGGUCACAAUAAAGAGGCAAAAAAUGGAGUGGUGUUUGUGUGUUUAAAAGUCAUUGACCUAGUUACAGAUGUGAGCUUUGUAAGUGAAAGGAUAAUUAGAACAAGUGUGAAUUCGGGAAAGAAUAGUUUUACUACACCCCAAGUGUACACGCAUCAGCAAGGGUGCAGUGAGGAAGAAAAAACGAAAUUCCUUGAAAUACUGGAAGACCAAAACACGGAUAGAAAUGGAUAUGAUGAGGUAAUGGGCCCUUCUGGAUACGGAAGACGAAAUGUUGAGGGUGAAGAAAUGCUAAAUCUGUGCAUAAGGAAUCAUCUUUUAGUGAAGAAUACAUUCUUCAAGAAACAAGAAGCCAUAAGAUUACUACAUAUGGCUGGAAUGGCAAAUCUAAGACAAUUAUAUACUAUAUAUUAA
Molecule: messenger RNA, 513 nt
Organism: Schistocerca gregaria
Lineage: Eukaryota; Metazoa; Arthropoda; Insecta; Orthoptera; Acrididae
Exons: 1
Coding region: 1-513 (170 amino acids)
Biological process (GO): chromatin remodeling
Cellular component (GO): nucleus
Source: RefSeq, a predicted model, not a curated record